This is a messenger RNA of Pogona vitticeps (central bearded dragon), 1121 nucleotides long. RefSeq names its product ABRA C-terminal like (gene ABRACL). The record is from RefSeq and is a predicted model, not a curated record. Lineage: Eukaryota; Metazoa; Chordata; Lepidosauria; Squamata; Agamidae. Gene Ontology annotation, biological process: regulation of actin filament-based process.
UUUUUUGGAGGUGGGGGUGGCGGGACGGAAGGGCUCAUUGCCCACCCUUCAAACCCCCCCCCCCGACUGCCACGAAAGGAAGUGGUGGCAAUCCAGCCCUUCCGCGCCGUGUGACCCAGCGCCAAAUGGACGGCGGGGAAGGUGAUAAUCCAUUGGGGUGCUAAGAUCACAGGCGCAGCCCUGGGGACCCCCCUUCGCCUGAAGCGCCUUCAGAGCAACCAAUCAACCAGGCUGGCAGUAAUGAACAUUGAACAUGAAAUCAGCCUUUUAGUCGAAGAGAUUCGACGACUGGGGACCAAAAAUCCUGAUGGGACUCUGAGUGUGAAAUUUGGAGUGCUGUUUGCCGAUGAAAAAUGUGCCAACCUCUUUGAAGCUUUAGUGGGGACUUUGAAAGCUGCAAAACGAAGGAAGAUUGUUAGUUAUCCUGGGGAACUGCUGCUACAGGGAGUUCAUGACAAUGUUGAUAUUUUGUUACUCCAGGACUAGCUCAGCUACAUGGCAUGUUUAUUUUUUCAGGUAAAUGAAUAUACAGAAUUUUUCUCAUGUCAUGUUUGCAUGAUGAUGUAUUUUCCUAUAUAUCUUUAUAACAGAAAUUCAAUGUUUUUCUUUGAGGUCUUUUAAAAAUUAUUUUGUGAAUUUAUCACUGGAAAUUAUUAUUAUUAGAUAAAAUCAUCUGAUAUCCCACUUUUUGGCUUCAAGCAUUAAAUUUUAAGUGGUUUGAAUAAUUUUAAUAGUUGAAAAGGGUAUUUUCCUAAUAAUUUAAUAUUGCUUGUAAUUUCAAAUUUGUUAAAAAGCUAUCAGAACCAGAUGACUCUGUGACUGUCUGCACGCACAUUUAUUGUGUGCUUCCAUUUCUCUGCUGGUAUCAAUUUGGGCACAAUGAGGUAAUAAAACAGUGAAAGUAAAUUUGAAACUUCCUGUUUAAUAGAAUUUUCAUGCAUAAUACUUCAGAAACAUUUUCUGGACUUUAGCAAUUGAGGGAUAUAAAGAUUUUAGGCUUAUCAGAGUGAGAAAAACAAGAUGUUAUGAGAAUGAUUACAUGUUAGAUGAUUGUGGGAAGAUUAUCCUCACUGGCUUUUACCAGAGAUUCCAUUUCCAUAAUAAAACAAUGAAAAGUCUAA